GAGUAGGUGCCCGCACUUCUCUUCCACCGACGACUGGACUAACCCCUCCUCCUCCUUUCUCUCCCCUAGAUGCGAAAUUCCUGUGCCAUCCCGCUGCCUCUCCUCCCACCUGAUCACCAAGCCGCCUCCUUUUCUCUGCCAUUUUUUUCCCCGGUCCCUAUCACCUCCAAGAAAGGGGAGAUUUCUCUGGUCUUGGUUGGCCUCGAGAAACUCCGCCAAGAUUCGGAUUUGCCGGUUCAUUUCUGGAACCACCGGCGGCGCUUUGAUGUUUGACGAUACCAUCCGAUGGAGGAGGUAGGGAGAGAACACGACAGCUCGGUCGUGGUGGUGGCCGUGGAGGAUUUCAGCGCGGCCAAGGAUACAUCAACCGUAAACACAAAGCCUACAAGGAGAUACCCGCUCGCCUCGCUGGUCGCUAUACUGGCCUUGAUCACCCUGGUGGGCGUAUACAUAUUCUCGCUCUCCCUGAAGCAAAACGGGAUGCUGUUUGGGCUCAAGCAGACGAACAUGAUCGAGAAGGAGAGGGAGCAGCCCUGCCAUAACUCCAGCGUUCCGGAGAGCGAGAUACCUUAUGUGCACUACCCUUCGCCGGACACUUACAGCAGGAAAGAAUGCGCGUGCACACCAGUUAGAUUCUUUGCUAUCUUGUCGAUGCAGAGGUCGGGAAGCGGGUGGUUCGAGACUCUGCUGAAUAGCCAUGAGAAUAUCAGCUCCAACGGGGAGAUUUUCUCUGUCAAGGACAGGCGGAGUAACAUCACAGCGAUCACGAAGACGCUGGAUAAACUGUACAAUCUGGACUGGGUCAGCAGCGCUGCUAAAAACGAGUGCACGGCUGCCGUGGGGUUGAAAUGGAUGCUCAAUCAGGGUCUAAUGAAAAAUCAUCAAGAGAUAGCAGCAUACUUCAACCGAAGGGGUGUAUCUGCAAUUUUCCUUUUAAGAAGAAACCUUCUCCAGCGUUAUGUCUCUAUAUUGGCAAAUGAUUACGAUAGAAACACCAAGCAACUAAAUGGAACUCACAAAGCACACGUGCAUCACAGAGGCCAGGCAGAUGUUCUUGCUCAGUAUAAGCCAACAAUCGACACAAAAUCGUUGAUUGCUGAACUGAAGAGAUCUGAUAAGUUGGCAGCCGAUGGUUUAGCGAGUUUCAAGAAGAUACGAAAUAUUGUUCUGUACUACGAGGAUGUGGUCAGCAAUCACACUAAGCUCGCAGAUGUGCUGGACUUUCUUAAAUUGCCAAAGACAAAGCUAUCCAGUCGGCAUGUGAAAAUCCAUACUAAACGAUUGCGCGAUCACAUUGAUAAUUGGAUUGAUGUUUAUAAUACUUUGAAUGGCACUCAGUAUGAGAGCUUCUUGAACGGCCGAAGGUGACCAAAUUAGCUAAAAGAUGUAAAUAAUGUUGUAGUGGGUUUUCCAUCUUUUGGCCCCUCCUUUCCCCCCUCAUGUAGCUAGCAGAGUAGUCAGAGUUGGCACUUUUUGUCCAUCAUGUGCUAAUCCAAAGGGUUCGUUUAUUUUAA
Molecule: messenger RNA, 1514 nt
Organism: Lolium perenne
Lineage: Eukaryota; Viridiplantae; Streptophyta; Magnoliopsida; Poales; Poaceae
Source: RefSeq, a predicted model, not a curated record